Messenger RNA from Orbicella faveolata, 1817 nucleotides. RefSeq lists its product as uncharacterized. The record is from RefSeq and is a predicted model, not a curated record. NCBI's taxonomy places the organism in Eukaryota, Metazoa, Cnidaria, Anthozoa, Scleractinia, Merulinidae. Gene Ontology annotation, cellular component: membrane.
CCAUAAUUAUAAUAAUAUAGUUAUUAUGUUCCUCGAAAAAAAGCUUUUUUAAUUAAAAUUUUGCUUAGAGAUUUACUAGAUGUCGGAAACUAACUUGACAACAUCCUUUUGCUGACAACUUGUUUAAACAGGUUUUAUUCUAAACUGAAUGUAAAUUAAAUAUCACGCAUAUGAAGCAGGAAUAAACCAAACAACCUUCUCAAAAUUCAAUGAAAGAUAAAUUUGACAAAUUACCAUUUUGAAUCGUCUUUCCUACCUUCAUUCAAAAUCUCUCUCCAUUUUGCAACAUUCAAUGCUAACCACGUUAAGUUCAAUUGGAUUUUAUUUUUUUAUUGUCACCUUUAACUGCACUUGCGGCUUAACAGUGAAAUGAUUUUGAAAUAUCGUUCCUUUGGAAUAAAUUUUCUAAAUAUGAUCUUGCCUUCUAUAUUAAAACACAUUUUCAUCUGUUUGCCAAUGCAUUAAUGCAAUUUAAAUGAAAUUUAAUUCAUGCGCAACAAGAGUCAAAUUAAAAUAAAACACGUCUAUGAUUGAAUCAAAGACAAAACUGUGCCAAAAUGAAUCAUACUGGCCUCAGCCUAUCCAACUCUUAUGACAGCCUUCCGUUUGAUUUUUGCACAAAUCACAAGUUCAACCACACUAGUUAUAACUCAAUAACUAUUUUCACUUGUGUUACAGUCGCUUUGUCUUCACCAGUGGCAGUGGUGGGAAAUGCUUUGGUUUUAACAGCAAUUUGGAGAAACCCGUCUCUCAGAACACCGUCUUACGUUUUUCUUUGUGGGCUUGCUUUAACAGACUUGUGUAUAGGGAUCCUUGGUCAGCCAGCUUACGUUCUGUACAGAAUUGCUGCGUUAAUAGUAAACAAAAGGCUGUAUUGCAUCGCAAAUGCAGUUGCUCAUAGCAUCGUCCCAUAUUUUUCCACUGUAACAGGUUUGACAAUGACGGCAAUGGCCGUAGAAAGAUGGCUACUAAUGAGUCGUCGACGCUUAACUGUAAGGCGAGUCUAUAUAAUACAAGGCGUGCUUUUAUUUAUACCGGUACCUUACAUGGCGCUUCGCAGAUUGCCUGGAAUGAAGGCGUAUUUUGUUACAGCUAUUGUCCAUAUCAUGGAGGGAUCUAUCGGUCUUUUUUGCCUCGUAGUUUCGUCCGUGGCGUACUUUAAAGUAUUUCGCAUUAUUCGCCAGCAUAAACAACAAGUUCAUGCGAACACUGAGAUCAUCUACGGCGGCCCAACGGGUUUCAAUCUUGAGAAGUACCAGAAAUCGGUGUACACUAUAUUGUGGAUAAUGGCAACGUUCUCGCUGGGUUUCUCCCCGUAUGCAUUUUCCGCCGUGUUAAUGGCGCUUUUAAACGUGUCCUACAAAACAUCAACCGCAGUGCUUCACUUGUCAACCACUUUUCUGUUGAUGACUUCUUCAGUGAAUCCUUUGCUUUACAUCUGGAGAUUGAGGGAAAUUCGUGAAGAGGUAAAGCAACUGAAUAGAAAAAUAUUUUGCAGAUGUUGAGAAACACUCGAAAAAUAUGCAUCGUCUUCGGCAAUCGGAUGGUCUUCGGGAAUCUUCGCGCUCGGGUCAACCUGACUUUGGAAUCUUCAGUGUACUUUGCCAAAACGAGCUCAAACUAACACGGAGAGGAAACUUCAGGGGCGGAUCCAGGAUAUUUCAAGGAGUGGCUAGUACUUGGGAGUUGCAAAAUCAAUGGAACAUGCCCCCAAAAUUUGAGAAUUGAAACCUAAUUUAAAACUGCAAUACCAGAAACAGUAGCAAUGCCACAAAGUAGAAAUUACCGUGAGGUACCUGUGCAGAGUGUUUGCCUUU